Messenger RNA from Lytechinus pictus (painted urchin), 1131 nucleotides. RefSeq lists its product as uncharacterized. Bases 1 to 1098 code for a protein of 365 amino acids. The record is from RefSeq and is a predicted model, not a curated record. Lineage: Eukaryota; Metazoa; Echinodermata; Echinoidea; Temnopleuroida; Toxopneustidae. The transcript is spliced from 7 exons.
AUGACAGGAAUUGAGAUUGCCACACUGAAGGCACGUUCAGACAUGGUCCUACAAAGCAGCACAUCAUUCCUUUGCAGCGUUUUGGUUGCUCCCGUCAAGAACGAGAAUGAAGAGAUUAUCAUGUGCAUCCUCAACUUUGAGGACAUCAGCGAAAACAAGUAUGCAAGCACACCAGAAGAAACCGCCACGCCUCCCGCGGCUGAGAACAGCGUCGGAUACAAGUGGAGGAGAGGGAGAAGAUUGAGUUUACCUGUUGUUAUGAUGGACAAGCUCAAAAUAGCAAUGUCUCUUCAGCGAUCAAUGAAUCCCCAAAGUCAGAACCAAGACAACCAUCGGACAUUCCGGCUGAAGCUUCCACAGAUCUACCGCCAGCGGGACAACCCCAACCAGUCAGCCCCGCCAGAGGCAGAUGGAGAAAGGAGCGAGAAGGGCAGCCAAGAGGGCGCCGUCAAUGGGCUCAGCCAGGGAGCAGGGUCGACAUCGACGACCACCGAACUCGAGAGCUCCAUGCCGUUGCUGAGUCUGAAGGAAGUCCCCUCCAACAACGACUUGCCUACGUCGUCGACCCAGUCAACGAAGUCGGUGCAUUCGGAUUCGUUUUCUGGGGGUGGUGGGGAACUUUGUUGCAAGCAAAGCACGGAUUCUCUUCCUCAUAGAGAAGGCUCAUUACGUGACGCAAACGAACACGAGACGAGCCUGACAGUUCACAACACCUUCCCAAGACACACCCCACUGGUCAAGACGUGGUCCAAUCAGACGGCUCGGAGUGGUGUCAGCAUCCGACGGGCGUCGUCCUUAGAGACCACAGACAGCAUCACAGCGAGAAAGAUGCGCAACUCCUACCUAAGUGACCUUGGAAACUUUGCAAAGAACCUUCCCUCGGCAGCGUCGGACUCCGAUCUGGCGAGGUACCGGCAGCUGCGCAAAGACGUAUCAACCCACAGCCUCCGGAGCUUGGACGAGCAUCCCUUAGAUAGUGGCCUUAAAGAAGACAAUCGAGAUGACUCCAGUUCCUCCUCGGCGGUCACCAAGAAGAUCCUCAAGCCGGUCAGAGAUGCAACGCAAGUCGUCGGCAACAGAGUGACCCAGGUUAGUUGAUCAUGGGUGGUUGGUGAGGCGAGGGAGGCCAAG